CUCAUCUGCUGCCCUCGGAAGGGUGGCAGUAGCGCGGCUCCUAGCCAAACGGGUGGGCGUGUGUGCGCCGGGGGCGGGGAGCGGCCAAACUUCCUGUCCCGCGCUCGAGCUGCUUCCGGCGGGAGCCGGAAGAUACUCUGUGUGGACGGAAUUCAGGACCGAUUGACUGCCGGCAACCUGUCCCUGAGGAAAGGAUAAAUUGAUUAUCAACUUAGUUCAGCAUCUUAUAGAAAGAGCAUAGUGUUUCCUAAAGGAACAUGAGCAUAACGGGAAGGUGUCAUUGACUCUGAAUUAAUUUUGAACCUGUUCCCUAAACAGCUACAGGAUUUUGGAAGCUGAAUCAAUGUUAUCGGAUGAGUUAGAAUCCAAACCAGAGCUCCUGGUACAGUUUGUUCAGAAUACCUCCAUCCCAUUGGGACAGGGACUAGUAGAAUCAGAAGCUAAAGACAUUACUUGCUUAUCCCUACUUCCGGUGACCGAGGCCUCAGAAUGCAGUCGGCUAAUGUUAUCAGAUGAUGCUCCAAAUCAUACUAACUCCCCCAAGGAGGUCCCUUCAUCAGCUGUACUGAGAAGCCUUCAGGUGAAUGUGGGCCCAGACGGAGAGGAGACGAGGGCUCAGACUGUACAGAAGUCCCCAGAGUUUUUGUCUACUCCAGAGUCUCCUAGUUUGUUGCAAGAUCUACAGCCAAGUGAUAGCACUUCUUUUAUUCUUCUUAACCUAACAAGAGCAGGUCUGGGCUCUUCAGCUGAGCACUUAGUGUUUGUACAAGAUGAGGCAGAGGAUUCAGGGAAUGAUUUCCUCUCCAGUGAGAGCACGGACAGUAGCAUUCCAUGGUUCCUCCGGGUUCAGGAGUUGGCCCAUGACAGUUUGAUUGCUGCUACUCGUGCACAACUAGCAAAGAGUGCAAAAACCAGCAGCAAUGGAGAAAAUGUCCACCUUGGUUCUGGUGAUGGACAACCCAAAGAUUCUGGACCACUUCCCCAAGUGGAAAAGAAGCUCAAGUGUACAGUUGAAGGUUGUGACCGGACAUUUGUGUGGCCAGCUCACUUCAAGUACCACCUCAAAACUCAUCGAAAUGACCGCUCCUUCAUCUGCCCUGCAGAAGGUUGUGGGAAAAGCUUCUAUGUGCUGCAGAGGCUAAAGGUGCACAUGAGGACCCACAAUGGGGAAAAGCCUUUUAUGUGCCCUGAAUCCAGCUGUGGUAAACAGUUCACUACAGCUGGAAACCUGAAGAACCACCGGCGCAUCCACACAGGAGAGAAGCCUUUCCUUUGUGAAGCCCAAGGAUGUGGCCGUUCCUUUGCAGAGUAUUCUAGCCUCCGAAAACAUCUGGUGGUUCACUCAGGAGAGAAGCCUCAUCAGUGCCAAGUCUGUGGGAAGACCUUCUCUCAGAGUGGGAGCAGAAAUGUACACAUGAGAAAGCAUCACUUGCAGCUGAGAGCAGCUGGGAAUCAAGAACAGGAGCAAACUGCUGAGCCACUAAUGGGCAGUAGUUUGCUUGAAGAGGCUUCAGUACCCAGUAAAAACCUGGUGUCUAUGAAUUCCCAGCCCAGCCUUGAUGGAGAGACCUUGAACCUACCAAAUACCAAUUCUAUCCUGGGAGUUGAUGAUGAGGUGCUCACUGAAGGAUCCCCACGUCCCCUGUCUUCAGUGCCUGAUGUGACACAUCACUUGGUGACCAUGCAGUCAGGGAGGCAGUCAUAUGAAGUUUCUGUUCUAACUGCAGUAAAUCCGCAAGAGAUAUGCUUUCAAUCUUUUACAGUUACUAAACCAAGGAGAUUUAACUGAAAGACGGACAUGAGCAUGGGUGCUCCUGGAAGAGCAGCUCUGAUCCCAGAAUGCAUAGUGGGAAUAAGGAUGCAAAGGCUCACGACCUGCCAGAACCAAAUGAAUAUGUGAAGGACAAGACUCUACUUUUUCCUGUUUAUCUUCCCUGGCAGAGAAAAUGGAUUAUGAGAGCUUUUCUUCAGCCACCAUCUAAUUCAGACAAGGAGCCAAGCAGUGACCGUGGGAUGGGUAACAACCUGCCUCUCUCCCCACUGCAAAAUUUUGGGAUAGACUUUUCCCUAAAGUGAAUUCAAUUACGUGUUGGCUUAAGUUUUCCAUUAUGACUGGUUGAGGGGAGGUUUUCCUUUGAAGAGCUUUCAUCCCAGAUCCAGCUAUCUUUUCACAGGGAUGAACAAUGUCCUGUCACCAACUACGGAACUUCACCAGAAGUUUUCAAGAUGCCUUGUUGCUUUGAAGAAGGGAGUGAUGUCAGUUCUGUCUGCAUUCUCCCUUUAGCAACCUGAGUUAACAGACUCUCAGCCAUUGGGCUGCAAAAAAUAAAUUACUUGAAUCUCCCCUUGGCCCAGGCUGAGGUACUGUCUUGUCCUGUACACCUCUACUUGGUCACUUUGUUUUCUUUGCUUAUGGAACAUAAUAGUAGCAUGUUAAGAGGUUUUUGUUUUGUUUCUUAAGUUAAAAAUCACAUGAUCCAUUUUUCCCUUUAAAUAAAACAGCCCAGGCAGUUA
Messenger RNA from Marmota monax (woodchuck), 2514 nucleotides. It is a transcript of the gene Znf410, whose product is annotated as zinc finger protein 410. Gene Ontology annotation, molecular function: DNA-binding transcription factor activity, RNA polymerase II-specific; RNA polymerase II cis-regulatory region sequence-specific DNA binding. Lineage: Eukaryota; Metazoa; Chordata; Mammalia; Rodentia; Sciuridae. Bases 344 to 1789 code for a protein of 481 amino acids. Gene Ontology annotation, cellular component: transcription regulator complex; PcG protein complex. The record is from RefSeq and is a predicted model, not a curated record. The transcript has 12 exons. Gene Ontology annotation, biological process: regulation of transcription by RNA polymerase II.